Messenger RNA from Telopea speciosissima, 1948 nucleotides. Its product is annotated as cell division control protein 48 homolog B. Gene Ontology annotation, molecular function: ATP hydrolysis activity; ATP binding. The transcript is spliced from 12 exons. NCBI's taxonomy places the organism in Eukaryota, Viridiplantae, Streptophyta, Magnoliopsida, Proteales, Proteaceae. Bases 44 to 1861 code for a protein of 605 amino acids. The record is from RefSeq and is a predicted model, not a curated record.
UAGGGUUUUUAGGCCUUUAUGGUUCUUCGCUUUCAGGCUUUCAAUGGAAAGCAGUUGUGGGAGCAGUAGCGAGUGGAGGGCAGAGGAAGCCAUUGGUGGCAAUGCCGAAGCUCUUGAAGCUCUCAGGGAACUCAUCACUUAUCCCCUCCAGUAUUCUCGUGAGUCUCGAAAGAUUGGCCUUAAGUGGCGCAGAGGGUUGCUGCUUUAUGGUCCACCAGGAACCGGAAAGACAAGCUUGGUGCGUGCUGUUGUUCAAGAAUGUGGUGCAUCCUUGACCAUCAUUAGUCCACAUUCUGUCCAUAGGGGGCAUGCUGGAGAAAGUGAGAGAAUUCUGCGAGAAGCUUUUUCAGAAGCAUCACUUCAUGCAUCAUCAUCAGACAAGCCGUCAGUCAUCUUUAUCGAUGAGAUUGAUGCACUUUGUCCGCGUCGUGAUUCGAGGAGAGAGCAGGACAUUCGUGUAGCUUCUCAACUCUUCACAUUGAUGGAUGCCAACAAGCCAUCUUCUAAAGCUCCUUUGCAGGUCGUUGUCGUGGCUUCAACUAACAGGGUGGAUGCAAUCGACCCGGCGUUGCGAAGGUCAGGGCGUUUUGAUGCUGAGAUUGAAGUCAAGCCACCUAAUGAAGAGGAGCGCUUUCAAAUCCUGAAGCUAUAUUCAAAGAAGCUCCCUUUGGAUGCCAGUGUUGAUUUACAAGCUAUAUCUGCAUCAUGCAAUGGAUAUGUUGGUGCUGAUUUGGAAGCUUUAUGCCGGGAGGCUGCAAUGUCAGCAGUACGUAGAUCUUCAAAUAUAUGUAAAGAUGGUGGCUUAUGCAAUUUGACAAUGGAUGAUUGGAAGCAUGCUAAAUCUGUAGUUGGUCCAAGCAUAACAAGAGGUGUAACUGUGGAAAUCCCUAAAGUCUCAUGGGAUGAUAUUGGAGGAUUAAAAGAUUUGAAGAAAAAGCUUCAGCAAGCUGUUGAGUGGCCGAUUAAGCAUGCUGGUGCAUUUUCAAGAUUGGGAAUAUCGCCAAUACGCGGGGUUCUUUUGCAUGGACCUCCAGGUUGCUCAAAAACUACUCUUGCUAAAGCUGCAGCUCAUGCUGCCCAAGCUUCAUUUUUCUCUUUGAGUGGCGCAGAAUUGUACUCGAUGUAUGUUGGAGAGGGAGAAGCAUUGCUACGUAAUACAUUUCAAAGAGCUCGCCUUGCUGCACCAAGUAUAAUAUUCUUCGAUGAGGUUGAUGUCCUUGCUGCCAAACGAGGUGGUAGUUCGAGCAGCAACGUUACAGUGGCAGAGAGACUUCUUUCUUCCUUACUGACUGAAAUGGAUGGUUUGGAACAAGCUAAGGGAAUUCUUGUUUUGGCUGCUACGAAUCGCCCCCGUGCAAUUGAUGCUGCACUGAUGCGGCCUGGUCGCUUUGAUCUAGUGCUUUAUGUACCACCACCAGAUUUAGAAGCCCGCCAUGAGAUACUGCUUGUGCAUACGCGUAAUAUGAAGAUAUCAGAUGAUGUUGAUCUCAGACAAAUAGCAGAAGAUACUGAGCUAUUCACAGGGGCUGAAUUGGAGGGUUUGUGUAGGGAAGCAGGUAUGGUGGCUCUGCGUGAAGACAUCUCUGCUGCUGUUGUGUCUAACAGUCAUUUUCAGAUUGUAAAGGAUUCAUUGAAGCCAGCAUUAACCAAAGCAGACGUCAUCACAUACGCAUCAUUUAAAAACAACACAUCAUCAUUGAGAUUUUCUGAUCAGGUUGGAUCAAGCACCAAACAGAAAAGCAAUUCUACAAAGAAAUUUGUGGGUACAUUUAUAAUUGGUAUCACAAGUUCUUUGUUAAUAUUUGCUGCUAAAUAUCUUAUAAUUACAGAUCAAACUAUAAGUGAUUUAGCUACCACCUGAAGGAUAUGCUAACAAUCUCUCAGUAUAACAUGCUAAAGAUUUGUUGCUUUCAUCAUGUUUUAUUACACUCGGUUACUAGAAAAAGAA